AUGAUUGAUAAUACUUUUGAACUCAAAAAAAUUCUCGGCAAAGGAGGCAGUUCCAAAGUCUUUCUUGCCACUGAUGCUGCUCAAAUGCAAGUCGCAAUCAAGACAAUGCGCAAAGACAAGAAAUACUCCCAACAAGUGAUCGAGACACUCGUCAAGAGAGAAGCUGAUAUGCUAUCAACUUUGGAAGGCCAUCCAAACAUUAUCCGGUGAAUGGGUUCCGAGCUCAAUGGAACCUUCACCAUGCACAACAAGUCAGAGCCUGUAGUCUACAAUGUGCUCGAGUAUGCUGAAAAUGGAGCCUUCUCAGCCUUUGUGAGAAGCACUGGACCCAUCGAAGAACAAAUUGCGAGGCUCUUCACUGCACAAGUCUGAAGCGCAGUCAACCACAUGCACAGUCUCGGGUAUGCCCACCUAGACAUAAAGUUGGAAAACAUUCUGCUGGAUGGGCUGUUUAAUGCCAAGCUUGCUGACUUGGGGUCUUGCAUUGAAGCUCCUGAGUUUGACACCAUGGUCAACAGGCGCAGAGGGACGCUUAGUUACAUGGCUCCUGAAGUUGCCAACUUGGAAUCUGGCCAAUCGUUCAUGGCCAUCCCUGCUGACAUUUACUCGCUAGGAGUGACAAUUUAUGUUAUGGUUACUGGAGAAUUCCCAAGUGCUCAAAUGCUGAAAAAAAACGUGUCAACAUCGGAUUGUGAUGCCAAGACCUCAUGAGAUGUUGACAUGGAUGAUGAAGAAAGCAACUCUGGAUGGAACCUUGUAUCAUCUGAACUUAAAGAUCUGCUUCAAUCGAUGACUCAUCCAGACCCAUACAAGCGACCUUCAAUGCUAGAAGUCUUGUCCCAUCCGUGGGUGGACUGAGAGUUCAGUCAAGAACUGAUGCAAGAAGCCUAUCAAGAAAUGUCUAGUAGGAAGGCUUACAUAAAAACAUUAUCAAAUUCACGCCAAUAACUAUAAUGGAGUGUUCCUUAAUAAAAUGUUUCACUAAUUCUUUCUUCUAAAUCCAAACUGUGCAAUAAUUUUGAAAUAUAUUUUAUCUAUUUUGAAAAAAGAUAAUUUGGGUUAGGAAAGUUAAUUCAACAAAUCGUAGAAACAGUCGAUUUGGUGAUAUACUAUUUUUAAAUCUCGCAUUUUCAUCAGUAAUUUUACUCUCGUUAUUCAAACCUAAUUGUCUUGCUAAUUUUUAGUAUGGAAAUAAAACAAUCAUAGCCUUGGUUAGGGAGCUAUAACUUUUAAUACUACAAAUCAUGGUACUUAUGGUAGUAAUUUUUUGAGGUUUUCAUAACUUUGUUGCUAAAAUCUCCACAGAGGCAUAUACUUUAAUGGCUAUAGUCAGGAAAUUAACUGAAGGCCCAGACCUCUGUUUUGGUACUAGAAUAAAAGAGUUCGAUUAGUUAUCCAAAAUAUUAAAGAAAUUAUAGUUAGAUGCAUU
Moneuplotes crassus is the source of this 1429-nucleotide messenger RNA. The record is from the annotation of a GenBank genome assembly. Lineage: Eukaryota; Ciliophora; Spirotrichea; Euplotida; Euplotidae.